This is a messenger RNA of Plasmodium falciparum 3D7, 1041 nucleotides long. RefSeq names its product putative rRNA-processing protein FCF1. The record is from RefSeq and is a predicted model, not a curated record. NCBI's taxonomy places the organism in Eukaryota, Apicomplexa, Aconoidasida, Haemosporida, Plasmodiidae. Gene Ontology annotation, cellular component: small-subunit processome.
AUGAAACUCGAUAAAAAAAAGGACUUUAAAAAAAAGCUUGUAACCUGCUUAUCCUUGUUACAAGUUGGUGAUCCUUUGAAAAUUAUUGUGGAUGAGACUUUUAUAAAACUUUGCAUUCUUCAUAAGAUAUCAAUAAAAGAGGAACUAGUAAAAUUAAUGAAUAGACAAAUAAUUCUAAUGACAACAAAAUGUAUAUCGCAUAAUGCAAGAAACCAACCAGGAGAUGAAGAAGCUUCUUAUGCUAUAAGAAAGUUGACACAUUAUAAAUGUAAUCAUAAUGAAGAAAAUCUAAAAAAAAAUGAUGUUGUAGAUAUAUAUGUGAAAAAAAUGAAACUUGAGGAAUAUUCGAAAUUAUCAAAAAAUAAUUAUUUCGCCAAUCAACUUACGCUAACACAUAAUUUUGACAGUUUAUAUAAUAUAAAAAAUAAAGUUUAUCAAUGUGAUGUAUUAAAAAAUGAUAAUGUUGAAAGCUUUAAUAAUAAUAAGGAUAAAAAAAUUGUAAGACAAGAAUCUGAUCUUUCAAAUAUACAUGACAAUACAACCAUAGUACUUUCAAAUGAUGUUGAUUUAAAUACAAAUGAUAAUGUGACCAUAGAAAAUUCUAAUGAUGAUGAUACAAACAGAAAUAAUAUUGAUUCCUUAUUAAAAAUUAAUGAUAAUAAUAUGAAUACCAUUAAUCAUAUGGACUCAUUAGAAGAACAUAAUUCUGAAAUACACGAUAAAAUAAAAUUAAAUGAUUCUAUGAAAUGUAUAAUCGAUUUGGUAAAAAAUAAUAACGAAAAGAAAUUCUUCAUUUGCACGAAUAAUAUGGAAUUAAGAUCUUUCUUAAGGAGGGUUUAUAUAGUGCCCAUAAUUUAUAUCAGCGAAAGUGGAAUCAUCAAAAUCGAAAGCUUGUCCACAAAAAAUUUAGACAAGAAAAAAAAUGUAGAAUUAAAAAAAAUGAAAAUGUUAAAAUGGGAAAGAGACCUUAAAAUGGCAGAACAGAAAAAAAAUAAAUUAAAUAUUAAAAAAAAAAAAAAAAAAAAAAAAAAUAGGAAAUAA